Messenger RNA from Siniperca chuatsi (mandarin fish), 3618 nucleotides. RefSeq names its product frizzled-7-like. Gene Ontology annotation, molecular function: Wnt-protein binding; Wnt receptor activity. NCBI's taxonomy places the organism in Eukaryota, Metazoa, Chordata, Actinopteri, Centrarchiformes, Sinipercidae. Gene Ontology annotation, biological process: canonical Wnt signaling pathway; non-canonical Wnt signaling pathway. The record is from RefSeq and is a predicted model, not a curated record. Gene Ontology annotation, cellular component: plasma membrane. The transcript has a single exon. The coding region runs from base 565 to 2229 and encodes 554 amino acids.
GAAUAGCGGGGGGGGUGGGGGGCGCCUGGAAACCGGCCGCGCGGAGAGUGAGGCGCCUCAGUCCUGCAGACCUGCCGGAGGGACCGCAGCUCCACGGCCCGGCGGCUCGCUAACAAAGACAACUUCUCCGCGGACAAAGUGCCGUUUCUGGGACUCUCGGAUGUCUCUACACGCGGCGCGACCGGGACUCUGGGAGGAAACGACUUUGCGUGGCUUCUCUCGGUCUUUACGAGCCUGAAGUCAAAAGACGUGACAGUUUAACAACUGGUGCGUUUUUAAACGUCUACCUGCGACACAUUCAUGACUUUAUCCACUGGCUCCGGACUGAAGGAGGGUCGGAUUAUGAAUUAACCCCGUUUUCCACCAUUUUCUUGGAGAGUUGUGGAAACUGCAGCGGAACGAUACAGGAAUGCAGCAGUAAAGGGCUCCUUACGCGUCUUUUCACACAGUAAGAGCAGCAGCAGGCCUCGGGGAGCAGCACUUUGAACAGUUACAGCUGCUGCGAAAGCCUCGACUGCUUUGUGGAAACUUUUUUUCUUGGCUCUCGGGGUCGUAUCAACUGUCAUGGCGGUAGGGAGAAGCCGGUGGUGGGUUUGGAUAACGGGCUGCGCCCUGGUCGCUGCGCUCCUCUUCCAGCCGAGCGCCGCUCAGUACGAGAAGGGCAUUUCCAUACCGGAGCACGGCUUCUGCCAGCCCAUCUCCAUCCCCCUCUGCACAGACAUCGCCUACAACCAGACCAUCAUGCCCAACCUGCUGGGGCACACCAACCAGGAGGACGCUGGGCUGGAGGUGCACCAGUUUUACCCGCUGGUUAAAGUCCAGUGCUCCGUGGACCUGAAGUUCUUCCUGUGCUCCAUGUACGCGCCCGUAUGCACGGUCCUGGAGCAGGCCAUACCGCCCUGCAGGUCGCUGUGUGAACGAGCGCGGCAGGGCUGCGAGGCGCUCAUGAAUAAGUUCGGCUUCCAGUGGCCGGAGAGGCUGCGCUGCGAGAACUUCCCGGUUCACGGCGCAGGAGAGAUCUGCGUGGGUCAGAACACGACCGACGCAGACGGCCCCACGUCCGACCCGACCCCCAGACUCCCCGAGCUUGUGACCCUGCCGCCGUACAUCCGCACCAACCAGCCCUUCUCCUGCCCCCUGCAGCUCCAGGUGCCCACCUACCUCAACUACCACUUCCUGGGGGCGAAGGACUGCGGAGCCCCCUGUGAGGUCUCCAAGCCCAACGGACUGAUGUAUUUCCGCGAGGAGGAGUUAAAGUUUGGCCGGCUGUGGGUCGGUAUCUGGUCCGUGCUGUGCUGUGUGAGCACCCUCUUCACCGUGCUCACGUAUCUGGUGGACAUGAGGCGGUUUCGAUACCCAGAGCGGCCAAUCAUCUUCCUGUCGGGAUGCUACUUCAUGGUGGCGGUGGCCUACGCCACCGGCUUCCUGUUGGAGGACAAAGUCGUGUGUAUUGAUAAGUUCAAUGUGGACGGCUACAAGAUGGUGGCCCAGGGCACCAAAAAAGAAGGCUGCACCAUUCUCUUCAUGAUCCUCUACUUCUUCGGCAUGGCCAGCUCCAUCUGGUGGGUGAUCCUGUCCCUCACCUGGUUCCUGUCAGCCGGGAUGAAGUGGGGCCACGAGGCCAUUGAGGCCAACUCGCAGUACUUCCACCUGGCAGCCUGGGCGGUGCCAGCGGUUAAAACCAUCACCAUCCUGGCUAUGGGGCAGGUGGACGGCGACCUGCUCACCGGUGUCUGCUACGUGGGGAUCUACAACGUGGACGCCCUGCGCGGCUUCGUCCUGGCGCCGCUGUUCGUGUACCUCUUCAUCGGCACUUCCUUCCUGUUGGCGGGCUUCGUGUCGCUCUUCCGCAUCCGCACCAUCAUGAAGCACGACGGCACCAAGACGGAGAAACUGGAGAAGCUGAUGGUGCGGAUCGGCGUGUUCAGCGUGCUGUACACGGUGCCCGCCACCAUCGUCAUCGCCUGCUACUUCUACGAGCAGGCUUUCCGGCCGCAGUGGGAGAGGACGUGGCACAUGCAGACGUGCAAGCGCUUCGCCGUGCCGUGCCCGGCCGGAAACUUCGCGCCGUUGACGCCGGACUUCACCGUGUUCAUGAUCAAGUACCUGAUGACCAUGAUAGUCGGGAUCACGUCUGGCUUCUGGAUCUGGUCUGGGAAGACGCUGCAGUCGUGGCGCAGGUUUUAUAAGAGACUGAGUAACAACAACCAGGGAGAGACGACGGUGUGAGGCGCAGGAGGUAUUUACCCGGACACACGGAGGACACGCGACUCUUGGAAGUAAAAACAGACGGUUGCUUUGCGCUCCGUCAGCCUCUGACUGACGCUUCUGUUCCCAGAGACGACGGAUGUAAAUCUGGCACGUGGCGGCUCUGAAUCCUGGUUUCAGAGCCUCCUCGCAGAGACAAGAACUCGGACGCUCGAGCGUCACGUUGUGCCGCUUAUUAUAUCUUCUAUCAGUCGCUGCGAUUGAUUCUGCCCCAAUGAAUUUUCCACUUGUAGCUCUUUAGGUUUUCAUACUUGUACGCUAACUGAAACAGGAUUAAGAGCCUUUGAGGAAUUCGGGUAACAUUUUAUUUUACGGGUCUGUAGUUGACCUGGAAGUUUCCUGGGGAAAAAAAAUCUAAUUUUACUAAUUUCAUUAUCGAUUAAUCUGUCGAUUAUUUCUCGAUGAGUUGUUUUAGUGGUCAGUGUCCAUCCCAGUUUCCCGGAGUCCAAGACGACGUCAGCAGUUUACAAUCAGAGAGAACCGUCGUGUAUUUACGUUUAACAAGUUGGAAACAGUUGGAUUUUUGAAAGAAAUAACUUUUAAUCAAUGUCUUUGAGCCAGCUGCAUCAUGUGAGGCAAACAGCAAACAGUUUCCAGUGACAACCGUUCACUGUCGCUGUAAAACCAGGUUGCGUUUAGAGCCGGAGAGGCCGCAUGUCGCUGUCACACAAACAGGAAGCUUCAGUUGUUGUAGUUUGGCUCAGGGAGCGGUUGAUUAAAACACUCGGAUCUGAACUCACAACAUGAAACACAUUGAAUCCUUCGGUGUGACUCACACUGACAGAGGAGAUGUUAGUGCUUUAAGAAACGACUGGCCGACAGGUUUAUCAAUAAUAUAAAUAAAGCAUAAAGAACAGUAUGUCAGUACUGGCUUAUAAUGUAAUAAAUAAAUAAUAUAAUAGAUCAGACCCGGUGAAAUUCCUUUUCUCACCAAAUUACAUUUUUCCUCUCGGGAAUAAUUUCAGGUGGUGGUUAGGAAGUGAUCCCGGCCCGUCAGAUAAAGUGUUUCUGAAACGUAUUGUGUGUUUCCUGUCUUUAUUUUCCCGUGCUUUAUUAGGAAUGUGUUUGUCCUCAUAGUUUCACACUUUAGAGCCGCUUCUUCUCCAAAACUGCCUCAUUUAUAGCUAUUUUGUAAAUACACUCUCUGAGAAGAACAUAUGUAUUUAUGAGAAUUUAAAAUCAUCUUUUAAGCAGUGUUGUUGUUGUUGUUUUUUUAUCUUUUUUUAUGCUACACAGCUUGUGCUUGUACAGUUUUUCAGAAUAAAAUGUUAAAGUUUUUUAAAAGCCCUCGGCUUCCCUGUGUUUUAAAAAGAAAAGUCAUUGAUACGCAUAUUAAAUCUGGUAAAUUAC